UGUUGAAAAAGCAACUCAGCACUCUCCAUUGCAGUGUGUAAACCCCUAAGGGGAAUGAGUCUGAUCAUUUUUGAGAACCGGUCCACUACAAUAAAUAUGCAUGUGUUACCUUGUGAUGCCGGGAGGUUCAGGACAAAGUUUUCCAGUUGGAGGAUGACGAGGGGAUUUGGAGAUGGCACAAUCCCUGCAUCCACUCACAAACCUUCUGAUGUCCUGUGCCAUGUUGGGCCAACAGAAGCGGUGUUUGAGCAGUGAGAGGGUUUGCUGGAUGCUGGGGUGACUAGUGUCUACAGAGUUAUGUGCCUUUGUUAUCAACAGAAUCUGAUGGUGUAAUGGUACAUACUUGUGGUUCUCGGGGCAACCCGGUGGAACAUUUUGAAUCUCAGGGGUCGUGUCCUCCUCACUCACUGCGAUGGGACAUACAAAAACACUCUCCGGAAGGAUGGACUCAGGAGGGUGUUGGUCAUCUUCAGAUGAAAACAUUCGAGAGAGAGCAUCAGGCUUGCAAUUCUUAUUACCCGGGCGAUAAGUGGAUCUUGUGAUCAGUCAGCAUGGUGAAGGGAUGACGUGCACCUUCUAGCCAAUGUCUCCAUUCUUCAAGAACCAGUUUUAUGGCGAGAAGUUUACGGUUACCGAUGUCAUAGUUGGCUUCCACCGGGUUGAACUUGUACGAAAAAUAGGCACAUGGAUGAAGAUUGGAUGGGUUCCCCUACUUCUGUGAUAGGACAGCUCCAUCUUUUGUCGACGAAGCAUCAACCUCAACCACAAAAGGUUUUUCUGGAUUUGGGUGAACUAACACAGGUGGCGUACAAAAGGCACUAUUCAGUUGUUGAAAAGCAUGUUCAGCCUCUGAUGACCAGGUGAGGUGUUUGGGUUUACCUUUCAGAGCAGAUGUUAAUGGAGAUAGGAUGGCACUGAAAUUAUGGAUGAAACAGCGAUAGAAGUUUGCAAAUCCAAGAAACUUUUGCAGUUCUUUGAUGGUGGUUGGAGUCGGCCAGUUGGUUAUCAUGUCAACUUUCCUCUCGUCCAUACUCGCACCGUUUUUUGAAAUGUUAUACCCCAGAAAUUGGAUGCUGGCUUGAUGGAAUUUGCACUUUUCUGCUUUUAGGAAAAGAGUCUACUGAUGUAUCUGCUUCAGAACUUCUUUGACAUGAUGUAUGUGUUCAGCAGGGUCACUGGAAUAAAUCAAAAUAUUGUCAAUGUAAAUCAAUGCGUACCGAUUCAGCAGGUCUCGGAAGAUGGCAUGCAUAAAAUCCUGGAAGACUGAGGGGGCGUUGACCGAUCAAUACGGCAUGGAAUGAAUUAGAGCGAAAACUACGAGUGAGGGCUUCUCGUCCAACAUCAGUGUCUGAUCUUACAAAUAUGCUUUAAGAAGAAUGGUCAAAAAUUCCCGUAAACACACUCAUAAACCUUGUAGAAAGACUUCCAAGAAGAGUUGAAGCUUUUAUAGCUGCAAAGGGUGCCGUAUUAAAUCCAUAUUAAACCCUAUGGAUUAAGAAAGGGAUGUCAUUCAGGUUCAUGUGUAUAUAAAUAUGUGCUGAUGUUUAUAAUCAGUAAAUCUGGCCCUUAAUAGAUUAAAAAAUCAUCUGAAUUGAUUCAAUUUCUGUGUUUCUGUCUGCUGCUGUUACAGGUAAAGUAGAAGAACUGCGAGUGAAUGAAGAAGAAUCUGUUAAUCUGAAGGCUGAAGUUAAAGACAUACAGAGAGUUGAUGUGAUAGAGUGGAGAUUUGGAGAUAAAGAAACUCUCAUAGCUCAAAUCAAUCCUGCCAACAAAACCCCCAGUCCAUAUAAUAAAGGUCUAUUCAGAGAUAAACUGAUGCUGAAUCAUCAGACUGGAGAUCUCAACAUCAGUGACAUCAGAUGGGAACACUCUGGAGUUUAUAAACUGAAGAUCACCAGAGAUGGAAAAACAUCAUACAAGACAAUAUCUGUGUCUGUCAGAUGUGAAACAAAAAUACUGAAAGUUGAUGAGGGAGAAUCUGUUGAUCUGAAAAUAAAUGUUAAAGACAUACAGAGAGUUGAGAAGAUAGAGUGGAGAUUUGGAGAAACUCUCAUAGCUGAAAUCAAUCCUGCCAAAAAUAUCUUCAGUACAUAUGAUGGUGAUGAUGAUCUAUUCAGAGAUAAACUGACGCUGAAUGAUCAGACUGGAGAUCUCAACAUCAAUGACAUCAGAGAGAAACACUCUGGAGAUUAUAAACUGAAGAUCAUCAGAGAUGGAGAAACCUCAGACAGGAGAUUCAUUGUGUUUGUCAGAGGUAUCGAGAGAGAAGAUUCAAAGGAGAAUACUGUAAACGUUUCAGAAGAGAAUACUGGAAACGUUUCAGAGAAGAAUACUGUAAACGUUUCUGAUGAGAAUACUGUAAACGUUUCAGAUGAGAAUAAAGGAAAAGAUUCAGAUGAGAAUACUGUAAACAUUUCAGAUGAGAAUACUGUAAACGUUUCUGAUGAGAAUACUGUAAACGUUUCAGAUGAGAAUACUGUAAACGUUUCAGAUGAGAAUAAAGGAAAAGAUUCAGAUGAGAAUACUGUAAACAUUUCAGAUGAGAAUACUGUAAACGUUUCUGAUGAGAAUACUGUAAACGUUUCAGAUGAGAAUAAAGGAAAAGAUUCAGAUGAGAAUACUGUAAACGUUUCAGAUGAGAAUAAAGGAAAAGAUUCACAGACGACAGGAGAAGAUUCAGAGAAGACGACAGGAGAAGAUUCAGAGAAGACGAAAGGAAAAGAUUAAAAGGUUUAAAUGAUGCUCGAUGAAUUUGACUGUCACCUGCAAUAGGCAGUCAACCCUUCGCCGUGAGCUUGAUUGACAUGUGACCAAACCAAUCAUAAUACUGAUAUUAUUGCCAUUCACAACUUUUAUCCAAAAGACAAACCACAGAGUAUAUUUAAACCUUAUGCACGCUACGCAAUUUUAAAUAGUUCUUCGGGAUUGUCUGUCAUCGCAGUACUGUAAACUGAUAUCAGGUCAUUAAAGCAAUGUCACAUCAUGGAGUUGUCAUUCUGACGAUAAAAACUUUAUAGGCUAAAGAAGACUCGUCUGGAGUUAUACCUCAUAGACACAGUGCAGGACUUCAUCCCUAAACAUCUGUUAGUGCCAGAAUUUUAUCAGAGGUUAAAUUUGACCGUAAUGGUCAUGAUCACUGUUUUCCCGUUCCCCAAACCUGUGGUUUCAACACCUACACGUCUAGAGAUUGAUUGAAACAUUGAAACAAGAACUGACAUUAUAGCUAAUCAGCAUUAAGGGGCGUGUCUGCUUACUGACAUUGUUGCCUGGGUUGCAUUUGUGUGGGGCGGGUCUAUCAAAAGAAGGUCCAGAUUCUAUUGGGGUAGAGGGGUAGAGGUUUAAAUGUCAACAUUGGCUUUCAGAGAUCAUGCACCCCGCCUUUAAGACUGAAUGCGCAGGUGAACUAGUGAAAAGACUCUCUAAACAACUUUUAUCUGUCAUCUCUGUUUCUUACAGCUUCCAAAUGAGGAGAUUCAGGGAGGAAGUGCGGAGACAGAGAUUCAGACAUUAUUGCCUAAUAACAGUCAGCAGCAGUGAUCUUCCUCCAGUUUAACACCAACAAUAUUACAAACACAUCAGCAUCACAUCAUUUAUAACAUCACCCUCAUAUCAAUGAGUUUAAAUAAUCCACCUGUGUGUGCUCAUCAACCAGAGGAAAAGAUUUCCUUUUGAUUUGCAGAUACAUUUAAACAUUUCAAUAGCUUGAAUAAAUGAAGUUAAUAGAAAGGUAAGUAUAUUAUACAUAUAAUAAAAGUUGAUUGAACACAUUUGUUGUUCACGCUGAUCUACAAACAACUACUAUAAACUUUGAUAUUUAUGUUUAAACAUAAAUAAUAUCUGUAGAUCCAAUCAUUGUCUACUGCAUGUAUUAUUUGCACUGCAUGUAUUAUUUGCUGUUUCAUGUAACUUUACCAGUGCUAUAAAAACAAAUAUCUAAAUACCUAACGUUCAGUAUAUCUAACAUAUGUACUACAGCAGUAUCUCACUGACUGAUGUUUGUCAUCUUGUUGAUAUUAGUUGACAUCAAAAGUCUCUCUCCCUGUGUCCUAGUAUUCAUACUUUACUCAUAUACAGUAUGCAAAACUAUGAGUGGUUAAAUAUGUAAAUGUAAAUCUGCAGAUAAAAUUGUGUUUUAUUUUGUUAACCUGAUGAUCUGCUGAUCUUCACUUUUAGUUAGUGUCUAACCAGUGGUCAGUUUUCUAUCCCAUAAUGCCACGGGCAGAGGAGCCAUCAGAAUCAUUAAGUGAAACAAACAUAAAUAUCUGUAAACUUGAAUCAUUUGAGUGUGUUGUUGUGUAUUUGUGUUGUGUUCCUGUAGUUUAAGUGAUAGCGUGUGACGCUAGCAGCAGCUUAAUGUCUCUCUUAUUAGUCUAUUAGGGACUAUUAGCAGAUAUAGCCGUGCAUAAAUGAUUUUAUGUUUAAAUGUAUGAGCUACAUCUAACAAAAACAUUAUUCCUGUGAUUAAUAUUGCUCUGAUCAACUUAUUUUUAACAUAUAUGUAUUGAUACUAAUCACCUGUGUACAUGAAGCAUGACUUUUAUUGAGAAGUAAAUAGUGUUGAUACUCUGUAAAGUACACAGAUUCAGCUCAUGUAUCUCAUGUGUCUCAGUCUAAAGAGAGAAAGUGUUUGUGUUGAAGAAUCCAGAAAUCAGACUUUAAUGAUUCAGUGUUAUAUUGACUGAUAGAUUAUGUGUUAGACAUUAUGUUUGAUUUAGACAUUAGGUUUUCACCAGAUCACUAAAUUAUUUUAGCUUUUUUUAAAGCUUUGCCAAACGUUUAUAUUCUAAAUUAUGUGCAUUGUUUUAUUAUCAUUGUCACAAUUACUAAAUAACUACAAAUAUUAAUUUUGUUAUUAAUAAUGUUUUUUAUCAUAUAUAUUUUGUCUCAGGGAAUGUUAAUCUAAUGUCUUAAAUUUUAUUUGAAUGUAGACUGAAUCUGUUUUCAUGUUGACUCAGAUCAGAUGAUCAUCUGUACGUGCAUUAUACAAUCUUUUCGCUCUGCAUGAUGCAUAGAUUUAUAGCACUUAAUUCAAAGCUUGCACUAAACCAAAUAAUAAUAAAGUCCACUUUAAUCUCUGUCUAGUUACUGUUCUCUAAACAGUGUAUUGUAACAGCUUUUAAAUGACAAAUCACUUAAGUUAUAAUCCUCAUGUUGUUAAAUAAAAGCAUCUGAUAAAAGUCACAGUGCUGUUUUAUGUGGUGAGACAUUUUAUAGAAAUAAUCUCACUUUUACUUACUUAUUUUCUUACUUCAUUUUGCUCAUCAAGAAAAUACAUCUUAUUUUAAGAAUUUUUAGAUAUUUCUACUGAAAACAAGACAAAAAUACUAAGUAGAAAGUCAUUUUUUGCCGUGUUCAUUGUAAUAUUUGUUUAUAAACUCUUUCAGGUUCUAUGUUACAACAACAGCAGUUUUUUUUUUAAGAAAACAUACAAGGAAAUAAACAAAUAGCCAAAGACAAAGUCAUAUAUCUACUGUAUUAAUUUUGAGAAAAAUAAAUGAAUUGGUUUUGGACACAAAAUGGCGCAAAAGUCAAAUUUACUGAUUACAUUACAACGUCAAUUGAAAAUAUGUUUACUGUUGUUCGUUUAUUUGACCACAAUGAGGUGCUUUAUAUAGACGGUUAAUAAAGGCCUUUAUUAUGUACAUCCGUAAACAGUUGUUAUUUUCGACGAGCAAUAGUUGUGAAUAUCUGCUGUGGACACAAGAUGGCGCUCUACUACUGU
Misgurnus anguillicaudatus (oriental weatherfish) is the source of this 5722-nucleotide messenger RNA. Lineage: Eukaryota; Metazoa; Chordata; Actinopteri; Cypriniformes; Cobitidae. The record is from RefSeq and is a predicted model, not a curated record.